AGCACCCGUAUGUACUCGCCGCUCUCACCAGUCCGGGUGGAAUCAUGUCGGGACGGAGCGAGCUCAGCGGAGUUACUGCGUUUAUCAUGAACGACACGCCGGAGACCUAGUCAGCCGGGGACGGACGGAGGCGUUUCAUGCGACGUUAGAGCGACUGACUGCGGGGCCGCGUUUGUUUUUGUUUUUCACGGAAGUGGGCUGGUCUGUGUCGCAUGGACGGAUAGAGACAGACUACCGGGGCUUGACACGAAGAAGUAGCCUAGAAGGCAGGCGGCCGGCCCGGGGGGCAGGGGCAGUGGGGGGUUCAGUGUGUGCGGGGCUCAAAUUGAGACGGGGCCGCUUCUAGCCGGGGAUGUUAUCCGUACUGUCGUAUGGCAGACUGGUAGCCAGGGCUGUCCUGGGCGGACUCUCUCAGACGGACGGUCGGGACUACAGCCUGAUCACCGCCAGCUAUGGCUUCGGCAAAGACUUUCGCAAGGGGAUCCUGAAGAAAGGGAUGUGCUACGGGGACGACGCCUGCUUCGUGGCGCGGCACAAGACUGCGGAUGUUCUGGGUGUAGCAGAUGGCGUAGGCGGUUGGCGCGACUAUGGCGUUGACCCUUCUCAGUUCUCCGCCACCUUAAUGAGAACCUGUGAGCGACUGGUGAAGGAGGGACGCUUCACGCCCACUUACCCAGUGGGCAUCCUGACCUCUGGCUACUAUGAACUUCUGCAGAACAAAGUUCCCCUGCUGGGGAGCAGCACAGCCUGUAUUGUGGUUCUUGAUCGACGGAGUCACCGGCUCCACACGUGUAACCUUGGUGAUUCAGGCUUCCUGGUUGUUCGGGGAGGAGAGGUGGUCCAUCGCUCGGACGAGCAGCAGCACUAUUUUAACACACCCUUCCAGCUGUCCAUCGCUCCUCCUGGCUCCGAAGGGGUGGUGCUCAGUGACAGUCCUGAAGCAGCCGAUAGCUCCUCCUUCGACGUGCAGCUUGGUGACAUCAUCCUCACGGCAAGCGACGGCCUCUUUGACAACAUGCCGGACUACAUGAUUCUACAGGAGCUGAAAAAACUCAAGACUACCAACUAUGACAGCAUCCUGCAGACUGCACAGAGCAUUGCAAAGCAAGCUCAUGACCUUGCAUACGACCCAAACUAUAUGUCUCCUUUUGCACAGUUUGCCUGUGACAAUGGUCUGAAUGUAAGAGGAGGGAAGCCAGAUGAUAUCACGGUGCUGCUGUCUAUUGUGGCUGAAUAUACAGACUAAAAGUGUGUGUACAGUCCUCAGGGAGGGGGGGGGGCUGAUCCCUGCUUCCCAUCUGCCUGAGUCUUCCACCUACGGCCCAAAAUGCACUGUGUCCGUUGGGCCAAUCGGAGAGGCCCACCAACACGACACACUCCUUGCUGCAGGACUGACGUCCACACGUGUAACAUUUUGUUUUCUUCUUCUGUUUUGUUUUUUGGUGCUCGAGCGGUUAAGAAGAAGCAGGCAGCUAGGACAUUCUCAUGUUGAUCAUGAUGCAGGAGGAGCCCAGUACAAUGGGUUGAGGAACGAUGUCUCAUUGUGUGGCAUCAACACAAUAGCUUGGACUAACUAGGGGUUUUAAUAUCUGGUAACCCGUGACUAAAAAGUGAUAUUAUAAGAGGAGUAAGCCAUGGUUUUGGAUUGUUAAAGAGUUGUGACUAAUCUGUCUGUUGUUCUCGUUGUGAGUCAGCUCCAUGUUGUAGACGUUUCUGAACAAACCAUACAGAUGGACUGAGGAGGCUGAUGUUGGGAGCAGAGGGGUCCUAAUGGAGAAUGAAAUCUAAGAGAUGGUUUUGGGGAAUGUUUUAACCACGUAAGAGUAAUUUGGUCAGAUAAAAAAAACUAGAGAGAAACAGUAAAACCUUUUUGAGCUCAAAUGCGAAGGUUUAUCGGGUUUGGUCUCCUGUCUGACGGAUCUGUCAGCACGCACAUCCGGAUGAGUUGUAAAUAUUUCUGUGUUUUCAGGGCUACGUUCUGGCCAUGUCUGUUGUUUUUGCUUUCGUUUGUUAAAGCAAAAUGAUUUGGUUACUGUUGUGGAAGAGGUACACAUGCAUUCAUAAAUGUAUAUUUUCUUGUAUAGAUGUUAAUCUUGAAGUGAUCUUUAUCAAUCCUACACUUCCACUUGCUGAAAUGAACAAGAAUAUAUUUGCUGAGAUUGAUUUGCUACAGUUGUGUGGUAGGAAGGAUGUUUUUUAAAAAAAAAUGUAAGUGUGUAUGUGUGUGGUAUAGAUGUGAGGGGUCGUUGUUGGAAUAUUUGUUGUAUUCAAUGUUAAUAUUUGUUAUCUCACAAAGCUAAAACUAGCAUCUGGGAAUGCUUACAAUUGCAAUGAUAGGUCAGGCAUGAAUUUAAAAGAAAAUAUUUUUUUAUAUUAUUUAGUUUUAAAAAGUAAAAGUUUGAAGUGUCUGCUGAGUGUCUAUGAAGUUUGUGUGAUGGAUGACAAAGAUCCACCAAUCUUAAAGAGUGAGUGUGUGAGUGAGAUGUUUUUAUUUCUCCGAUUCCUUAUUUCCCUCCACAUUUUGUUUUUAGCUGCUUCUCUUUUGUUAUUCAGAUGUCUGUAUAUGACUUGACGAAGUUUUUGUGUGUGCGUGUGUGUAUGUUUUCAUCCAAUUACAAUUAUUAUAGUCUGUCGGUUUGUCUAACAGUUUCCCCGAUUGGUUUGGACAUUGUCUUUUGAAAGUAGUUGCACCAAAGACACAUUUUCUUUGUGUUUGUCAUUAUGCUUUGUUGUUAUGAACAUCAUACUGCAAUACUGUAAAUUCCUCAUGGUCUUAGUCUCGUGUGAUGGCAAGAAGUGUGGGUGGAAAUGUUCAGAGGGUAAUUAGAAUACCUUUUCUAUGCCGAAGUUUGUUUGAGAAUAAAGGUUGUAUCAUAUUUUGGGAUUUAAGUUAUGUGUGUUGUUAUCUCGAUCAAAGUAUUCGACAGGUUCAUAAACCAAAGAAGGAAAGCCAUAUAUAAAUGCAUGAUUAGGGCACUGCUCUGUAUGCUCUGCUGUGAAGAAAACAUUCUGAUGGUGGAGACCACAAUUUUCACUGUGUUGUUCUUUUAAUCGUCGUGGUAGAAAUUCUCGAAGUCGCUGCCAUAGUUGAAUCCACUGGUUCUGCAUGUGUCUUGCAUUAGAAAUCAGGAUGCUGCAAACAAUCCAUAUAUGUGAUGGUUCAGCAGUGCAACAAAUGACCACAUUUGACAUAAACUCAUAUUUAUCGUGUUGAAAAUGAUCUGUCCUAUUCUGUCUGCUCCGUGUUUUUUCCGUCUUAGCUGUUGGCACUGUUUUCACACUUGUAUUUACUUUAAAGAUAGCGGUACAUUUGACAAAGAGAUGUAACCUAUAUGCAGAAGGAGGGGUGGUGACGUGGGUUAUGGUGCUGUGAAGUUAAAAAGGUGUGUGUGUGUGUGUGUGUGUGAGUGAGAGAGAGAGCGCGAGUACAGUUUCAGCCUUAACAAAUAGCUUGACCUGUAAUCAAGAGGCCUUCCCUGUCAUUGCAAGCUUGUGUCUCGUCUCCCCCUCGUUGCCCCGUGUUUGAUGUUAAUGAAGUCUGCCCCGUUUGUAACCUCCUAUAAAGUCUCUCUAAACGGUGCUUCUGCAGUCUGUAUGGUGUGAACAUCCUUUCUCCAGCAAGCAAUGUCCGUGCAUGUGAAAGACAGUGUAUAUAGUGUAACAAUGCAGGUCUAAUUUGUGUAAAUAUGUUUCAAAAUAUGUACAAUAUUUAAAUAAAGAAUCUAGUAUUUAUACUAAA
Messenger RNA from Scophthalmus maximus (turbot), 3739 nucleotides. Its product is annotated as protein phosphatase PTC7 homolog. The record is from RefSeq and is a predicted model, not a curated record. The coding region runs from base 353 to 1246 and encodes 297 amino acids. The transcript is spliced from 6 exons. Lineage: Eukaryota; Metazoa; Chordata; Actinopteri; Pleuronectiformes; Scophthalmidae.